AUGGACGGAACAGUCAUCCUCACCGGAGCAAAUGGCUCUCUAGCAUUGGGCUUUGUCCAAUGCUUACUAUCGCUUCAUCCCCAAAUGACCCUAGUUGCCACUGUGCGAAACGCCACCCCAGACCAGGACCCCAACACGGCUAAACUCCUCAGUCUGAUUGCCAAACAUCCCAGAGCAAGAUGCCACCUAGAGACUCUGGAUCUCGGCAAUCUCUCCCAAGUACGCUCCUUUGCAGACCGGCUAGCUGACCAGAUCUCCUCGGGGAGACUUCCCCCCAUCUCAGCGAUAGUCUGCAAUGCCGCCACCUUCUCAUUCAAAGCUGGACAAGUCCUCACGACCGACGAUUAUGAGGCCACCUUCCAAGUAUGCCACCUGUCUCACUACCUCUUGAUCUUGAAACUCCUCGGCAGCAUGGAGAAGUCAUCCGGACGCAUCGUCCUCCUCGGUUCGGUCACCCACGAUCCUGAAAAGCCUAACCCCUUCUAUUCCCUGAGACCGGGGUUUCCUGACGACAUGGAGGAGUUGUUACACCCGCCACCGGAUCCUCCGGCUCUCGUUCACGACAAAGGGUUUCAGAGAUAUGCCACGGCCAAGCUCGCAAAUGUAACCCUGGCAAUGGAUUUGAACCGAAGGCUGCAGGAGGAUGAUCAUCUAUCAGGCAUCACUGCACUAGCCAUGGACCCCGGUGCUCUGCCGAGUUCGCGAGCGCAGGCGGGACAAAGAAAGUCAGCGAGGCGGUUUUUCACGGCCAUAGAUUUUCUGAUGCCGGUUCUGCGGUACAUGACUACGAUGUUUCGCACGAUUCAAGAUGCGGGGCAAGAUUUGGCAGCUGUGGGCGUUGGCUCUGACUUGCGAGGGCAACGGGGUUAUUAUGUGGGGACGAAGCAGGCAACUCCCGCGGCGGUCACUGGGGAUCGUGAAGCACAGGAGAAACUUUGGGGGUUAUGCUGGCGGGGUGCUGGUUUAACGGCCGAGGAGACUGUGCUUCGGAAUGCUGUUCCUGAUGCUUAA
Molecule: messenger RNA, 1011 nt
Organism: Aspergillus ibericus CBS 121593
Lineage: Eukaryota; Fungi; Ascomycota; Eurotiomycetes; Eurotiales; Aspergillaceae
Product: NAD(P)-binding protein
Exons: 2
Coding region: 1-1011 (336 amino acids)
Cellular component (GO): mitochondrial outer membrane; lipid droplet; endoplasmic reticulum membrane
Molecular function (GO): 3-beta-hydroxysteroid 3-dehydrogenase (NADP+) activity
Source: RefSeq, a predicted model, not a curated record